UUGGACAUAAAUCUCAUGUUUUUGAACCCAUACUCAGCUUGUAACUUAUUCAUAUGUCUUUCCCAGCAAAAGCUACUACCAAUUGUGUUACUUCUAACAAGGUCAUCCUGAGAAGAAAAAAAACAUAAUUUUUUGUUUUCUCUUUUCCUUUUUCUUCAAGAACAUCACCUUUCAUCAUUUUCCCCUCCUCUUCAAACAUGGCACCUUCCACUCAUUACCGUCGUUUAAUCCAAGCAUUGUUUUUUGCUUUGUUUUUCUAUCAAUGCUCAGCACAGUUAGGCACAGCAAUUACAUAUCCUAUUUCCAACGACACUGUCACCCCAGGACAGAAGAUAGAAAUCCUUUAUCAUUAUCAAAACAUGGGCAAUGGUAGUUACACCGUCGAUGUGGAUCUUUGGCAAGAUAAUGCUGUUAGUAUUUUAGCCAAAAACAUUGCUACAGAUGUCAGUGUUCCCAGUGGAUCUUCUGCUGGUACAAAAUUGGAUUUCUCCUUAAACGCCACUUAUACCUGGACCGUACCUAAAGGUCUUAACGAAACCGUCUACUUGACCGUUACUACCAAACCUGACCUUGAAAAUAAGCUUGCCUUCACCAUGCGUUCUCGUCCUAUUGUUCUUCACAUCAAUGCCGGUUUGAAGAACAUGCCUAUUCAAAAGCUUGGCCUUCUUGCUUUAUCUAUUGGUAUCCUUUACUUUGUUGGAUUCUAAAUUCAUUCAUGCUCUACCUAAUAACUACUACAAUAAAUAAUUUUCCCCCAAUGACAAAUGUAUCUAGUGUAACAUCUAAAACUUUUUUUGUAUCACGUGUAAUGGUGUCACACACACACAUACACACAAUUACACACACUCUCACACA
Mucor mucedo is the source of this 855-nucleotide messenger RNA. RefSeq lists its product as uncharacterized. The transcript has a single exon. Bases 198 to 707 code for a protein of 169 amino acids. The record is from RefSeq and is a predicted model, not a curated record. NCBI's taxonomy places the organism in Eukaryota, Fungi, Mucoromycota, Mucoromycetes, Mucorales, Mucoraceae.